Arachis ipaensis is the source of this 1301-nucleotide messenger RNA. RefSeq lists its product as uncharacterized. The record is from RefSeq and is a predicted model, not a curated record. Lineage: Eukaryota; Viridiplantae; Streptophyta; Magnoliopsida; Fabales; Fabaceae.
UUCGCAUCUUUAAAUUCCACAGUAGGCACGCACGCAACGCAAUAGGAAAAGCAUUAUAUAUAGAUCACAAGAAAGAAGGGAUUUGAUAUAUAAAUGAAGUGUCAGAAACACGUACCGGAUUCAACCAGCGACAUCGGCGUUUGUGCCACUUGCCUCCGGGAGCGCCUCCAAGUCAUUCUUGCGGCCCAAACCCAAGCCCAGGCCCAAACAGAGGACGAAGACGAGGACCAACCAGCAGAAGCUCUCGCAUCUUCAGACCACAGCAACAACCAAUCGGAAAAGAACGCCGACGAGAAGAAAAACCCUCCGCCGAUCAAUGCUAACGACUUCGACGGACGGAAGGACAAUGACAACGACAAGGUAAUAUACAGUACGCCGCAGGUCGGACCGCCAUUCUCCGUAACCGCCACGGAAUGCGACGGCAAAACGCCGAAGAGGAAGCUUGGAAGGUUUUGGAACCCUACGAGACUGUUCAGGACGAAAUCAAACAUGACGGAAAACUCGAAUCGGGAAUUGACAACUACGUAUCGAUCGUGGAUGUCAAUGAUCUUCCAUGACAGACGGAAGAACAACUGCGGUGACGCCUCGAAUUUCCGGCAAUCUGAUCGAGAAUCGGAGGGUUUCAGCAGCGAAAUCGACGGACACGAUCGGUCGUCUUCCACAGAGAGCAGAAUCUCUCUGGAAACAUCUCCGAAAGGCCGGAACCAGGCGGCCCCAGCACCUGCGCGACGGUCGCGAUCGUUACAGGCAGGGAAGAGGGUGUUUAACUGGAGGUUAUGCUUGAGCCCGUUGGUUAGGGCAAAUCCCAACCAGCACUUGGUCCAUAACCAUAAAGGAACACUUCAAGAAACCGGUUCCGUGGGUGGUGGGGCCCAGAAAAUUAGAUUUAUCUCGGCAGCGUCCUUUAGCUGCAGCCGAUCGAAGAAGCUUGCGGAUAUUGGAAGAGUCGCCCGCAACCGUUGAUUUCUUUUAGGGCUCUGUUAUCAGUUAUAAUUACUUAAAAAAAAUUAUUAUCUAUUAAUUUCUUUGUGCAGUUUGAUUUUAAGCAACAAGAAUAUGUGCAUUUUCUAUUAACGAAAAGGAGAUUAUUCAAAAACAUAGUUUGGCAAGGCAACAGCCAAACAGAGUCCAAACCAAGUGAAGGCCAAGCAAAAAACGCAAAUUUCGUUCUCCAAAAGGCAUCUCUUGGACCUCUUUGCUCUCGUUGAAUACAUUUACCAACUUCCCCAUACAAAAGAUAUUAACCGUUGAAGGUUCAUGCCUGUGCCUUUUUAGAGUAAAUAAUAAUCUUAAUCCUUGGA